UCCAGUUACGCAUUCAAAUAUGGCAGCGUCCUGGAGCGGUGAACAUGUUGUUGCAGAACAUAAAGAUUUGCAGGCAACUGCAAUGGCUCUGGAUUCACACGGAAAUUUUGCCGUUCUGGCAGGACGACGUUACAUAGCCAUCGUAGAUUUGAAUGAGCCACAAGUGACAGUGAAGAAGUGUGUACGACAAAGCAAGUUUGAAGUUAGCACUGCUGAAUGGAACCCACAUAUUGAAGGCACCUUGUCACUUGCUUGCAAUCAAAACAUUGAACUCCUAACCUGGAGUGAUGGCGAGUUGCUAUCAAAAUACACCAUUGUGAAGGCCCACACAAGAGCUAUAAGUGAUAUAAAUUGGUCUCCUUUUGAUGACAACUGUCUAGCAUCAUCAUCAUUUGAUACCUAUGUUCACAUCUGGGAUACAAGAGAUCCGAGGAAAGCGUUCAUGUCACUUUCAGCUGUCACUGGCCCUAGUCAAGUGAAAUGGAACAAAAUCUCAAGCUAUUUUUUGGCUACAUCACAUGAUGGUGAUGUAAGAAUCUGGGAUACAAGGAAGAGUGGAAGCCCAGUCCAGUACAUAGCUGCUCAUUCAUCCAAGAUUUAUGGUCUUGAUUGGUGUCCAAGCAAUGAACACCAGUUGACCACAGCUAGUCAAGAUGGGACUGUGAAAUUCUGGGAUGUGACUAACCCCAAGAAGGUUGAGCAUACUCUCCAGUCUGGGGCACCUGUCUGGAGGGCACGAUACACGCCUUUUGGAGAUGGCCUGGUAGCAGUACUUGUUCCUAAGAUGAGGAGAGGAGAAAAUAGCCUAGUCAUCUGGAACAGUCUACGUGCAAAUGUGCCAGCACACACAUUUCUGGCUCAUUCUGAUGUGGUACUAGAGUUUGGUUGGAGGAAGCCACAAGAUUCGAGAGACUACCAGCUGGUUACAUGGUCAAAGGACCAGAGCCUUCACCUUUGGACAGUGGAUUUUAGAAUGCAAGGGUGCAGUCAAGAAGUGUUAGAGGAUGACACGGUGUCUCUGGGAACAUCUGCCAUUGCUGAAACACCUCUUGCAUCAUCAUCGGUGGAAUUAUUGGGGUCUGGUCAACCCAUGGGUAAUAGCGAAGCCCACCCAUCACAGCAUCCCCCACCUGAUUUGGAACAAGAAUUCUCUUUGCUUAACAUCAAUAUUCCUAAAGUUAUCAUUCAAGAGCUUGAUGCAGAGAAGCGUGUGUGUUGUGUCACAGUCACCGUUGGAAUGCACAUGCUAGGACUAAAAUUGAUUUUCCCUCAGUUAUAUCCUUUCAAUGCAAGCCCGACGUUUCAGUUUCUCAAAGGUACAACAAUAGACAGCUCAGUUAAAGCCAAGCUUCUGAAGGUACUAAGAUUGACUUCUGAACAAUAUGUCAAGAGGAAACGAUCUUGCCUGGAACCUUGCUUACGGCAGCUGGUUACCACACUCGAAAGUUGCAUGCUGUCCUCUGAAGUCGAAGAUUCUGAUGGCAGUCACCUUGCUGAACGUAUGAAACACUCGUAUGCAGUUUAUGGCUCUUUUCAAGAUUCAAGUGUUCCCUUCCCAAGGACAUCAGGUGCACGUUUCUGUGGAGCUGAUUGUCUGGUGUGUUUCACUCGACCCUCUCACUUCCAAAAAAUGAAUGCACCAACUGAAGUGACUCCACGGUCACUUAGUGCAUUGGGUGCUUAUGUGGCCUCUCAGCACAAAGCCAGUCGCCCAGCGUCCACCUCGUCUCUUGUGGGCCUCUAUCCGCCGCACAGCCCUAGUGGAGCAACAGCCCCUGGCGCGCAUGAUGUGUCCAUUUCUUCUUUUUACUACCAGGAUCGGAAAAGCAAAGGCAGGCAACAGCGUCGGGCAGGGAGACAAGUCACAUCACAACAGCAGCCUGUACCCAGUGCUGCUGUGCUGAUCUACAAUAUGUCUGGCAUUAUGCCUAUUAACCAGACUCUGGCACAGAACUACAUACUUGAUAGUGCAGACCCCGCAGGUGCAUGUACCAAGAACGCAGGCUAUGCAGCGGGUGUGGGCAGGAACGACCUUGUCCAGGUCUGGUCACUUGCAGCCUUUAUUGCAAGUCCACACCUCUCACAUGAUAAACAGAACCCGAAUGUUGGAAUUCCAUGGGCAAGGCGUGCUUUUGGCAGGAAAAUGUUGGAGUCUGUAAUUGAUCACUAUCUUAAAAGAUAUGACAUUCAGACUGUUGCAAUGCUCUGCUGCAUAUUUGGAGGAGAAAACCCAGAGGCUAGCGGGAAGAAGACAGCAGGUGAUCUUAGUUCAUCUAGUGCAAUAUUCUGUGUGUAUCAUCAGCUGUGGCACAACAACAGUGACAAGCUACCUGAUAUAAACUCCUUAUAGGCACUGUAAAGGAGAUGAAACAAGAAUCAGACUUAUCCAUGACUGUAGCACCAUUCUUUUUAAAUCUCCAUGGGAAAUGCAACUGUCAAUAGUACUUUAUACCAGCUUGCAUGCUUCUAUUGUUUUAUUAGUUGUCAACUCUCAUGUAUGUGUAUGUACAUAUAUUUUUAUUCUCUUGUAUUUUUUAUUCAUUUGUGGCUAUCUUACCCUAAUGCUAAAUACUUUCCUGGAUAUUUGAUACUCUGCUCUGAAUUUUUCAGUAUAUCUAAAUUAUGCUUUGACUUUAGUACAGUCGAGCCCAUUUAGAACUAUAUUGACGAGAACGUGAAAUUCGAUCGUUAUAUCAGAGUAUCGUUAUACAUGAACUUUCACGAAAUCGACGUUCGGGAUCACGUUAACGAAGCAGAACAGUACGGUAGAAUGGUACGAGUAGAACGCGCUGAACAUAGACGGUUGUUGAGAGCACGAAAGCAUUUUAUCUAGCUCUAGCUUGACGCAGCUUUGUGUCGAAGGCUUUUCCAAGGACAACCGCCAACAACAUACACCGUCGAUACCACGUGAGGCUCCGCUCCUCUUGAGAUCGACGACUUCGUCCAUUGCUCGUCAUCCAGUGGCGUAAUCAUCAUGGUUCUCCAUUAAAACAUGCCACGUCCGCGGGUAAUUUGCCGACAUGUGUUUGGGAAGCGACGCACAACUGUCUGCAAACUCUCAUAUUGGAAGACACGGCACUUCACAACAAGGUUUUGUACCAGUACAAAAUCCGUCAAGCACGUGCAACUACAUGUCGAGCCAUGUGCCUUUCCUUAUCAAAACGCGUCCCGGAACCACAGACACCAUUGUAGCACCAGCACAUAGCAAAUCAGAAAAAGAAAAGGCUUGAGGACAAGAGAACGACGUGGAGAGAGAGGAGCGACCUCCUCUACUUCUCGCGAGCGCCUUUGAAGUCGCAGGCUCUGCAAUGCGCGCAUCUAAUCCCCGUCAGUUAUGCGCGGAUAAACGCACCGCGUUUGCACUUUAAUGCCCGUGGAGGCUCUCGAAAAUGCCUCCUUAAUUUGUUUUCGAUGAAAAAAUGGGAGUCUUGCUUCUCGAUUUUCGUGCAUUUUACCGGCAGCCGUAUGAAUAUUGAUCACUAUACGCGAGCCAACCCUUUCAUGACGAUCAUUAUAUCGAAGUCUUGGGUAGAUGUACUUCAAUGGGUGAGCUGACGGGAACCAGCAAGUUGAUCGUAAUAUUGGAGUUAUCUUUCGAGGGUCGUAAUAAAUGGGCUCGACUAUUUAGUGUUGUAUUCUAAAUACUUUUACGAAGUGUCUUGUGCAUAGACGGGAGUUUCUCACUUUCUGGAAACAUCUGUGUAGUACCUAGUACAUACCACUUUAAGGGUAUUCAGUAUAAGUGCUUUUAGGUUCAUUCCAGCAGAACUCUGUCUUGGACAGAGACUGAGCACAGACUGCCAGUACUACAGUUAUGAUGAUGCCACUGGCAUAACUUGCUUUUGCAAUCAUUAUGGAUGUUAAACCAAGACGUACAUUCACCUUGUGUACGUAGGUGCCGCUGGUGUCUGUUCUGCCGCAAAUGUAGAUUUGCUGCCAUUUCAGUAGCAUUCAAGAGUGUGCAGCCCGUGGCGUCAUCGCAUGCACUGACAUAACUUGUACUUCAAUUUUAUUUGCACAUCUGGCAGACUUUGUCAUUUUAUUGGAGCUACCAGUGGCUGUCUGCCACAGGCACCCCUCAUCAAGGAUGGACUUGUAUUACUUACUGCAAAUGCAACAAAAUGCAGCUAAUGUUUAGGUGCCAUACAGUGGGAUAAGCUCGAAGGUGAUGGGAAGUUCCAGGAUGGUUGUUGGAUGCUAGACUUGCUAGUCAAGUAAGCAGCCUGCCAUUUGAAGUUCAGUCUCUAAAAAAUCUAAUGGAUUCUAUGCAAAAGUGGCUUGGAAGUUACCUAGCAAAGCCACAUGUGAAUUGUGAUCCCACAGACACAACAGGUACCAGUCUGCACGUAUUAUCAAUAGCUCCACCCAAGAUGUAAGUACUUUCACUAGCACCCCACAAGUUCCUCGGUGCCACAAAAGAUGUCGAAGGGGUUCUUCAUGGUUUCAAAUUAGAAUGACUACUACAGGUGAGAAAAAAUCAGCUACAAAAUACGAAGUUGCUUGGUAGAACUUUGCAUAAUUCCUUUAAGAAGUAACUGUGAAGCACACACGAUGGCUACAAACAGCUCGUCUUUUUUUACCAUCUGUGGUGGCCUCAUGUUGUUUUCAGUAUGUACUGAUGGAAGGGAUCGUGAGAUGUCUGUAGGAGAAUGUGCCCCUCUCUUCCAUCACACUGUUUCCUCCUAAAUUAUGCUGCACCAAAUUGCCCAAAGUUCCAGUCUCUUAUGAGGAGUUCACAUUUGAAAACGACUUAUCACAUGCUGCACCAGUGAUAAACUGCACAUAUUAAGUGCCUUAAUUUUUUUUAAAGCUAUUUUACUGCUUUCUGACUACAGUUUUGAAGCUGCAAGUUUGUUAUAGAGACAUCAGCAUAAAUGAAGCUUUAUUUGUGAUUUAAUCAGAAGGCACAGCAUGAAAAACAAACAUGCUUUCUGCAUUUUAGUUAAUUACAUUGUUUAGCCUGUUAAUAUGCACGACGUUAAUGUAGAAUGCAUCUGUUUGCUGUCACACAACUCCCUGCUGUAGCUUUGUGGGGGUGAUUAUACCAGAAGUUCAACAUGGGCACUGAUCAAAAUAGUGUUUGGUCUGAUUCUUCACAUCCAUCAUUUGUAUCCCUUGUGGCCAAUCUUGUCUAGUUUUUGUUCCUUGUGCUUGUUGAGAAGUGUGCAUGGCUAAGUACAUGGUCUGCCAUCCACGUGCCAGUACAGUCUGGUACACAGACAAGCACCAUAUGAUAAUGUUGCAGGAAUACACACACUAGAGUCUUUUGAGAGAGACUGAGUUAGGUUACUAGCUUUGAGUGCUAUUAACUGAAAUGUUUUGUUAGGUAACAAUGGACAACAUUUUUGUAACAUGUUUUGUGUAAUACAAGGCAAGUAGUUAACAAGUAACUGGCAAUCGAGAGUCAGUUGACCACUUAUAGUGAUAUUAAGAUAAAUGCAAAAUACGAUGCUUAUAUCAAAGUGUUGGCGUGAACGAGCACUAUAAUUUUUACCUGCAACCAAGUAAAUAUGAGAAUAACCAGUGAAAGAUUCUUUGCAAAUUGCAUUAUUUCAGUGCACUUUAGCAUCACUAGGAUUUUUUCAUUAUCGCCAUGUUAUGCCAUCACAUACCCACAACGUUCAUCAUCAUCGAUGGCGUUUUAGGACCCAUGAUGUUCACUUGGGUACGUUUCAUGUAUCCCUUGUUGGACACCGCACACACAUAUAACUGAAGUGUAACUUCACUUUACAGUGCAGGCGUGUUGGAAGUCUUGCACAUUUUGACCUUUUGGAAGAACUGUUCUUAGAAAGUGUCAUAAAUUUCUAGAUGUCAGAAAACAGCGUGUUUUGUUUUAGGUGAAAGGGAGUGGGUGUUGUUAUGCACACAUAACAAUCUAGCUUAGUUGAAGUCAACUGUGCAUUUUUAUGAUUUUUAUUUUUUGUAAUAUCCUACAUCACCAAGAGUACAUGUAUUAAAGGGGUUGCGACAGAUCAUCCCAACUUAUCCCAGAUAAAUGUAAAAGACUGUACUUUGAAGCGAUGUGAACCUGCAUUGAAAAUUUCACAGCAUAGAGGGUAAUAGAAGCGGAGAAAAUGGGCACCGCAAAUACCGAAACUCAUACGAUUGUGACAUCACAGCCCUCGCCGCCGCUGGUGAGGCAGCGCACAAGAAGUCGUACUUGCAGCUGUAAUGGACGCAACUCUGAGAUCUGUGACGUCUGCACUGGGCCCCGGAGUGUAUUGGAGGGCUUGUAUCUCGCUAAGUACGACACAUAGAAGCCUAAUUAUUUUUUCCGCAGUAUUCUGGCGUGGAGCAAAAUGUGCCCAAGAUGUAAUGAACCACAUCUAUGAAAGUGUCCCAACCCCUUUAAUGUUUGUGAUAAACUGAUUCCACAUUGCACGCGAAAGAAAACACGAAAACUUGCCACAAGGUAUUCCUGAUAGUUAUCUCUUUCUUGCUGCUCAUUUUCUUCCUUUGUAUCUGC
Ornithodoros turicata is the source of this 6466-nucleotide messenger RNA. Its product is annotated as GATOR2 complex protein WDR59-like. Gene Ontology annotation, molecular function: signaling adaptor activity; protein binding. NCBI's taxonomy places the organism in Eukaryota, Metazoa, Arthropoda, Arachnida, Ixodida, Argasidae. Gene Ontology annotation, biological process: cellular response to amino acid starvation; positive regulation of TORC1 signaling. Gene Ontology annotation, cellular component: vacuolar membrane; Seh1-associated complex. Bases 20 to 2350 code for a protein of 776 amino acids. The transcript is spliced from 21 exons. The record is from RefSeq and is a predicted model, not a curated record.